UAUCAUCAACAGUUUCAUCUACUUUCCUUGUGUGCAACAUCCUAAGAACUGCAACAUGAGAUUAUUUGUUAGUACCAUCCUCUUGACGAUAGCUGUAUGCAGAACGGAAGCAGGCUUUGCUUCAAGUUACGGUGACGGCGGCCAUGAAAUUGGCGGCGGCGAAACAGGUGGCGGUCAUGACAUAAGCGGAGGCGGCGGUCAUGAAAUAGGCGGCGAUGAAAAUGGCGGUCACGGUUGGGAAGGUGGAAGCAGUGAAAGUGGCCACUUUGAUUUUGGCAGCGAGGAAGGCGGUCAUUAUGGGGUCGAUGGAGGUUCAGAGCACCACCAUAUCCCAACCAAGACCAUCGAGCACACCCAUCCGGUUCAUGUUCCUGUAGUGAAGAAGAUUGGUGUUCCAGUUCCACAUCCAGUGGGUGUCCCGGUACCUCAGGUUAUCAAAGUGCCAGUACCACAACCUUACGCUGUACAUAUCAACGUACCACAGCCCAUAGCUGUACCAAUCUACAAGUUGGUGCCUCAGGAAAUCGAGAAAAAAGUCCCAAUAACCGUGGAAAAAAUCGUACCAGUCUAUGUUGAGAAGCCUUAUAAGAUCGUUAUGGAGAAACAUCAUCCAGUUCAUGUCGACAAGCCUUAUCCAGUACACGUUCCAGUUUACAAGCACGUCUACCACCACACACCCAAACACGGCGGCGGUGGUGGGAGCGGUAAAGGGGGGUGGCAUUAAACCAUAGUCAUCACCAUUUUAAAUUAUAAUCAUCCAGUCAUCUAAAACCUAAGAAUCAUCCACAUCAUCAUUGUUAUCUCUUUUUAUGUUUUUUGUUAUUUAAAUAAAC
Messenger RNA from Brassicogethes aeneus, 833 nucleotides. The record is from the annotation of a GenBank genome assembly. NCBI's taxonomy places the organism in Eukaryota, Metazoa, Arthropoda, Insecta, Coleoptera, Nitidulidae.